This is a messenger RNA of Aaosphaeria arxii CBS 175.79, 745 nucleotides long. RefSeq lists its product as uncharacterized. Lineage: Eukaryota; Fungi; Ascomycota; Dothideomycetes; Pleosporales. Bases 61 to 441 code for a protein of 126 amino acids. Gene Ontology annotation, cellular component: CST complex. The transcript is spliced from 2 exons. The record is from RefSeq and is a predicted model, not a curated record. Gene Ontology annotation, biological process: telomere capping. Gene Ontology annotation, molecular function: single-stranded telomeric DNA binding.
GGACCGUAUCCAACUUACUCGUACCUUGAUGGUAGUGCGAACACGCUUCCUUGUCCACACAUGUCCGCUGCUCCCAUACCUUCGACUCUGGUAUUACUCUCAGAGCUUGGACGCUGCACCGCCGGUCAGAAGGUUCGGUUUCUGGGCCUUGUGCAUGAGUAUACAACAAGCACAGCAACCUUGACGUUGAAGCACGAUUAUCCUCCGGACAGUCCCACAAAGAUCGCGAAAGUUGACAUCACCCAUGUCCUCGAGAGCAUCAAGCAGACGGAGAUAGAUGUAGGAACAUGGCUAAAUGUGAUCGGAUAUGUCGAGCACAAGAAGGAUCAGGUUGUAUCUGUGCAAGCGGUCACCGUCUGGGAUGCCCUCGACGUAAAUGUGGAUGCCUACGAACAAGCUUUUGAAGCUAGGAGAUAUACUGGAUCAGACUGUCACUCGUGAAGCGCCACGAUUGUUCCGUUCAGUAAUCAUGCUUCCCAAAAUCCGUGGACUCGUCACCUUGACCAAAUUCAUGAAUCUAUGGUAUGGACCAAGGGUGUUCUUCUAGUAGAGGUCAAUCUGGCAUUGCUUGCUGCUCCUAGACACUGCUGUUGCCGUCCUUGCGAUUAUCGGGAAUGAUAAAGCAAGGAAAUUGCCGUACCAUUUCCGGCAACCUGUAAAGGAGUAAGAUUAUGGAUUUGGCAACUUACUUCAGCUAGGCUGCUCGCAAUGAAGUUGAGGUAUCAAUACAGCAUGUUCUUUCGCA